Metarhizium album ARSEF 1941 is the source of this 1074-nucleotide messenger RNA. RefSeq lists its product as uncharacterized. The coding region runs from base 1 to 1074 and encodes 357 amino acids. Lineage: Eukaryota; Fungi; Ascomycota; Sordariomycetes; Hypocreales; Clavicipitaceae. The record is from RefSeq and is a predicted model, not a curated record. The transcript has a single exon.
AUGAAGUCUACCACGCCGGCGACCCUGGUCGGUCUCGUUGCCGCCGUCGCGGCAUACCCUGCCUCGGAUCGUCUCUGGGCCCGGGCUUGCACCCCUGGCGCCCUCGUGUGCAACGGCAGCACCCAGUUUGCCAUCUGCGUCGGUGCCGACGCCACGCCCCAAUGGAUGGCCGUCGCGGCGGGCACGCGGUGCGUCUGUGCUGGCUCCGAGUGCACCUUGGCGGCCGUGUCUGGUGGAAGCUCCGCCGGAGACGCCGGGCAGCCCGGAAACGCCUCGUCGCCGCCGGCGCCGUCCUCGGCCGCCCAGCCCACGGCGUCUACGGCACCUGCAGCGAAUCCCGCGCCCUCUCCGGGACCGAGCUCGCCCGUGUCGGCGCCGGCUCCGUCGUCAGCGGCAGCAGCUCCAGCCCCGUCGUCAGCGGCAGCAGCUCCAGCUCCAGCCCCCUCGGGGUCGUCCCCAGCCGGCCCCGUCGUCUACAAGGUGUUCAAAGGCGACGGCAGCACCGCCGCGGGCUGGCCCUCCGAGUCCACCUGGGCCGACUUUGAAACCAUGUGGUCCUCCAACCUGGCCGUCAUGUCCACGUCGUGCGCGGCCUGGUCGCAGCCCAACAACUCGGAAAAGGAGACGGCCGACGUCAAGUCGGCCAUCCUGUCCGUCUCCAAGGCGGCCGGCGUCGACGCCCGCUUCGUGCUCUCCGUCGUCAUGCAAGAGUCCAGGGGCUGCGUCCGCGUGCCGACGACCGAGUACAGCGUCAGGAACCCCGGCCUGAUGCAGUCGCACAACGGCGCCAGCUCGUGCUUCGACGUGAACCCGUGCCCGGCCGACAAGAUCGUCGGCAUGAUCCAGGACGGCACAGACGGCACCCCCGACGGCGACGGGCUCAAGCAGCUCCUGGCCAAGGCGGGCGGCGGCGCCGCCGGCUACUACAAGGCCUCGCGCAUGUACAACUCGGGGUCUGUCGCGGCCGACGGCCUGCUCGAGGCCGGCGUCGCCACCCACUGCUAUGCCACCGACGUUGCCAACAGGCUCCGCGGCUGGGCUACCGUCGGCAGGACCUCGUGUCCGUUCGACUAG